AUAAAAAACGGACAUCUUCUUCGAUUCGGAUAAUAAAAAAGAUAAGUAAAAAAGUCGUCCCCUUUCUUCUCUUCUUUAACCCUCCAAACAACACUUUACGUCAUACUUUUCUGUAAUUCAACCUCAAAGAUUUCUUCUUUUUUCCAAUUUCGAGCUUUAAUUAUCCUCAAUACAUACCUGAAUUCAAACCCCUUUUGUUCAUACUUCUUCUUCUUCUUCUUUUUCAUUUGAUUGUGUAACCCUACUCAUUCUGCUUAUUGGAGUAGGAUUUUUCAUGGCUUCCACUUCUCCCACGUGUUCACCCAGCUCUCUUCAGCUUCGUCUCGCUCUCAAUUGCAACAAUUGCGGAAAAUUCCCUUCAGUUUUUGUUCGUGCGAGAGUUAGGAAAUUGGAUCCUCGACUCCGCAUAGUUUGUCAACCUAUUGUUCAUAAUGGCGCCAAAUUUGAUAGAGGAAAUGGACUGCGUGGCACUGGAGUUUGUUUUGCUGGAUCGGAGUCUACGGCUGAUGGGUUCUCUGGGUGGUCGGAGUCGGAUUCCCAAGGGGAGGUUUUGGACUUGCGGAGAAAGAAGUGGUUUGGAGGAUUGGUGGGGAUUGGAAUUACUGGAUUCAUCCUCGUCUCCGGAAUCACCUUUGCAGCAUGGUCAAUAAACAAGCAGAAUAGUUCCAGACAAAAGCUGCAAAUGGAGGCCUUAGGUACACAGCAAGAAUUAUUGUUGGACUCUGAGACUGGAACUGAUAGGCUUGGUGAAGAUGAAAAGGAAGAUAAUAGUGUGGAUGCAGAUGAUGAAACUCUCGCUGGUAAAGCAGGUAAUCAAGAGGACUCUUCUUCAUGUACAGAAAAUGAAGAAACUCUCAAUAAAAAUAGAGUUGGUGACGGUGUUGAUGUUGAGGAGUUGGCAGAAAAUUAUGUUGAAUCUUCAUCCAGCAACAACGAUGUCCAUAAUUUUGCUUCCUUGCAAGAAGAUUUCCAAUCUGAUUCCUCACUAACUGUUACAGCAGUUGCUCCUGGAAGUUUGAGUUCACCUAUCUCACCUGAAUCUGAGUUUGAUUCUAAUGUAGCUUCUUGUUUAAAAGAUGUAAACAACUGUCAUCCUGGUUUAGAAGUCUCAACAUCUGAACCUGAAAUGAAUGUAUUGAAAGAUGAACCAGACAACUCGCCUAACUCUAAUGCUAAUUCAUUAAACCUUAAAACUGAUAUUCGGGAUGAAAGACCCGACACUGGUGAAAAUUAUGAUCUCAGCUCUAAGAAGUUACCAGUUUAUGAUGAUAGUUCAUCAAACUAUAUUUCUGGCAACCAGGAUGAGACACUUGGUUCUGUAAAUGAAAUUACAGAUUCUUCAUUGCAAGGAUUUUCUAGCGUAUCUCGCGACACAGCCAAGGAAUCAAGAUUAUUUGACGGAGGGACUGUGGCUAAAUCAUUUGAAGGAGUUUUGAGCCCCAGCAAAAUUGAACAGUUCUCAUCUGAGGAUAUUGCACCAAGCAUAGAACAGCAACUAGAAAGUGGAUUAUCUGAAGCAGCAUUAGUCUCUAUCACAGAUUAUCCACUUGCAGAUGAUCAAGAGAAUAAUCAUGAAACUAUCAUGAAUGGUACUGCUGCCAAACGAGAACUACAAGAGAUUUUAUUUUCUUCUGCAGGUGUUCCUGCUCCUUUGGUUUCUGCAGCUGUUAAAACACUUCCUGGUAAGGUCCUAGUUCCUGCAGUAGUGGAUCAGGUUCAGGGGCAAGCAUUGGCAGCACUGCAAGUCUUAAAGGUGAUUGAAAGUGAUGUUGAACCUAGUGAUCUAUGUACUCGUCGGGAAUAUGCUCGCUGGCUGGUGUCUGCAAGCAGUGCUCUCUCAAGGAACACAACAUCUAAAGUAUACCCAGCGAUGUAUGUAGAGAAUGUUACCGAGCUUGCUUUUGAUGAUAUUACACCCCAAGACCCUGAUUUUGCAUCUAUUCAAGGUUUAGCUGAAGCUGGACUGAUAUCAAGCAAGCUUUCUAGACAUGAUAUUUCUUCUUCAUUGGACGAAGACCAGGGUCCUUUAUAUUUCUCUCCUGAAAGCCUCCUGUCACGUCAAGAUCUUGUGAGUUGGAAGAUGGCCCUUGAAAAGAGACAGCUGCCAGAGGCAGAUAGAAAGAUGCUUCACCAAGUUUCUGGAUUUAUUGAUACUGAUAAGAUCCAUCCAGAUGCUUGUCCUGCAAUUGUUGCUGAUCUUUCUGUCGGAGAACAGGGAAUAAUAGCUCUUGCAUUUGGAUAUACAAGGCUUUUCCAGCCAGAUAAGCCUGUAACAAAAGCACAAGCUGCCAUUGCUCUUGCAACUGGGGAGGCUUCUGAUAUAGUAAGUGAGGAGCUUGCAAGGAUUGAAGCUGAAUCAAUGGCAGAAAAUGCUGUUGCUGCGCAUAGUGCUUUGGUAGCUCAAGUUGAGAAAGAUAUUAAUGCUAGCUUUGAGAAAGAACUUUCCAUUGAAAGAGAGAAGGUUGAGGCUGUGGAGAGAAUGGCAGAAGAGGCAAAGCAAGAAUUGGAAAGAUUAAGAUCAGAACGUGCGAGAGAUAGUCUCGCGUUGAUGAUGGAACGUGCUUCUGUUGAAUCUGAAAUGGAAGUUCUUUCAAGGUUAAGGAGUGAGUUGGAGGAGCAGUUGCAAGGCCUGAUGAGCAACAAAGUAGAGGUAUCUUAUGAAAAGGAAAGAAUCAACAAACUCAGGAAAGAAGCUGAAAUUGAAAAUCAAGAGAUUUCCCGCCUGCAGUAUGAGCUUGAGGUUGAGAGAAAGGCGCUGUCCAUGGCCAGAGCUUGGGCCGAGGAUGAAGCAAAAAGAGCAAGAGAACAAGCAAAAGCACUUGAAGAGGCUAGGGAUCGCUGGGAAAAGCGUGGCAUCAAAGUAGUCGUCGACAGCGAUCUCCGUGAACAAGAAUCUGCUGGCGAUACCUGGCUUGAUUCUAGCAAACAGUUCACAGUCGAAGAAACCACAGACCGAGCUGAGAACUUAAUGGAAAAGCUGAAAAGAAUGGCUGCAGAAGUAAGAGGGAAAUCGAGAGAUGUAAUCGAGAAGAUCAUCCAGAAGAUAGCUUUACUGGUAUCUAACUUGAGACAAUGGAUUUCGAAAACUGGAGAACAGGCUGAAGAACUAAAGAAUGUGGCGAUUUCAAGGGCAAAUAGAUCAGCAACAGAGCUGCAACAGAGCACUGCAGAGUUGAGCUUGGCUAUGAAGGAGGGAGCAAAGAGAGUUGUGGGAGAUUGUAGGGAAGGAGUAGAGAAAAUUACCCAAAAGUUUAGAACGUCUUAUGGUUAAGAAAAUUACCCAAGAGCUUAGAACAUCUUAUGAUUUUGCAGCUGAGAGUGGAUGUAUUGGGAUUCCCAAGAGCACAAUAAAGUUGGCAUCAACUUCUAAAAUUUUGUUAAAGCCACUUUUCAUAAUGGAAAUCUUCAAUCCAUUUCUACCCACUAAAUAAAUGAGAUAUAAUUGGCUCCAUCUUCUUCAUUUUCUAUGGCUGCUGCUUUAAUUUGAUCUCAAAAUUUAUUCUAUAAUUUUGUAUGCAUUAACUAAAUUAAGUUGAAAUUUAAAAAAUACAUUUAAAUUCUUAGAGAUUUGUUAUUAAAUUUAAAUUAAAGAAAGAAAGAAUGAAGUAUUUGGUAUCUUUACCAUUUUUGUUACAACUCGUUAGUUUGACUUAAACCAUCCAGUGAGAGCAUUGGGUGGUGGUGAACAAAAAUCCACUGAAAAAAAGGAACGAACAAAAUGAAGAUACAAUAGGAGAAAUACAACCAUCUUGAAAUGGGUAAUGAAAACUUCAUUAACAUUCUUCUAAAAUUCUCUCUGUCAUAUAAAUUUUUGAAAAUGGAGAUGGGGCCGAUGGAAAACAAAAAAGUUUUAUAUUUAUAGUACCAAAAAUUUGUAGUUACAGAGGGACAUGUCUAUAAAAUUUGUGGUUAUGGUGUAAAUGAACGUGUCGAUAAAUUUUGUAGUUAUAACGUGAGUGAAUGUGCCUAUAUGAAUUUUAUGUAUAAUGUGAAUGGGUUGUGAGGAAAAAAUAUGAGUUAUGAGAAGCUUUUGGAUAAAAAAUAAAGAAAAAAAAACUCUCCCUUUGUUGUCCCUUUAAUAUAGUCUAUAGUAUUUAGACAUAAAUGCAGAUAGAGAUUAUUAUAAAUAUAGAUAUAUUUAACAUUUUGAAAGAUCUGCUUGGAUUAACUUAAGAAUUUUUUUUUUUUUUUUUAAAUUUUAAGUAACUCCAAAACAUUCUAAUUUUUAUCGAAGUAAUUUACUUUUUAAAUUAAAUAUAAUCCAAACACACCAGAACUUGCAAAUAAAAAAUUUCCUUUUCAAUUUGGGCUUUAACUUCCCUCCCGCGCUGAUUUUCUACUUACCAAAACAAGCCCAAUAACAUUUACAGAGAAAAAGCCCAAAAACGUUUACCGGGUGGAAAGCCCAAAAUUAGAAACCCAUCACUCUUUCUUAUAAAAGAAUGCUCUCGUAACCCUAACACUUCGCUUCCAUCGCCUCCGAUCACUUGGUUCAGCUCCUUACGAGAAGGCAAUGGCUCCGAAGCAGCCGAAUACCGGUCUCUUUGUGGGACUUAACAAAGGACACAUAGUUACAAAGAAAGAGUUGGCUCCCCGCCCCUCAGAUCGUAAAGGAGUAAGUCGAUUUUGUAUUUUGUUAAUCUAUAGUGACAUUUGAUAAUCACAGAGAUUCUGAACUAUGUGUUUGAAAUUUUUAUUGAGUUGAUUAUGUUCAUCUGUUCUCUUACGUGGGACUUUAGCGGUGGAUGGAACUAGGAUUUGCCUGGUGCAUGAUGAAACUUGAGAGGGGGAUUUGAUACUAUAUUUUUAAUGAUUAUCAUAUGUUAUAUGAACUCAAAUUAAUACUCUACAGAAGUUCUAAAGCUAACUUAUUGAUGCAAUUGAUAGUUUGUUUUCCUGGUUGGAAACUUAUGGUGAAGUGAUUUUUAUAAUCUGAAGUGAUUUCAAAUCCUAUUUUUACUUAAAAUCUUUCUUGCCCAGAACGUUCAAGUUUUACCGGAUUUCAUAAGAACUAAAAGUAAAUUACAGACUUGACCCGUUAAAAGUCUAUAUCGGUAAAUUCAUAACUUUUUGUUCCUUUUCAGUUAAAACACAAAUUUUAAAUACAUUCAUUUCAACCCGGAUUUCAAAUUGCAGGUUUUAAAAUUAUUUUUUCAACCUUCUUGAAUCUAAAUGAGGGGCAAGUCAAUUGAAAUUCUGAUCAGUACUGUGUUUGGUUUGUUAUCAGUUUCUUUCAAAGAUAUUUUAGUGGUUUUCUUUUGUUGUUUUUUUUUAUCUAAUGACAUAUGUGCUUAGUUAGUCUUGGUAAUGUUAAAAACUAGCAAAGGUGUGAGGUUUUGCCCGUAUGUAUAUAACCAUUCUGCAUAUCAAACUAAUUGGAACUUUUUUAUUUCUGGAUCAUUGGUUUCUUUCGGAGAUAUUUUAGCUAUUGGUGGAGAGAAUUAAUUGUUACUAAUGAUUAAUGUUUGCUUUAAUUUUGAUUGUUACCAUAGAAAAGUAGCAAAAGAGUUCUCUUUGUGAGGAGUUUGAUUCGUGAAGUUGCUGGCUUUGCCCCAUACGAGAAGAGAAUCACUGAGCUUCUUAAAGUUGGAAAGGACAAGAGAGCACUUAAAGUGGCCAAGAGAAAGUUGGGAACUCACAAGAGAGCCAAGAAGAAGAGAGAAGAGAUGUCCAGUGUACUCCGCAAGAUGAGGUAAUUUUUAGACGGCUUUGAAUUUUCCUCGUUAUGUUUGAAUUUAUCCUGUCAGUGUUAAUAUGUAUUGUAAUUACGUUUCAAGCUAUAUACUAAAACCUCUUCCUUUAUAAUAUUUUUGAUACAGAGCUGGUGGAGGUGCCGAGAAGAAGAAAUGAAACUAGUGUGGUUAAUUAUGGAGCUUCGAAUUCCCAUAAUGUUGAGGACAUGUUCUAGAUUUUGUUAUUUUUUGUUAUCCAGAAUGAUAUUCAGUGGAUUUUUGAACAUUACGUUAGAUGUAUUGUGAUGCCAUUAGAACUUAAAUUUAAAUUUCUACAAGUCUUUUUUCUUUAA
This is a messenger RNA of Cucumis melo (muskmelon), 6025 nucleotides long. RefSeq lists its product as uncharacterized. The transcript has 11 exons. Lineage: Eukaryota; Viridiplantae; Streptophyta; Magnoliopsida; Cucurbitales; Cucurbitaceae. The record is from RefSeq and is a predicted model, not a curated record. The coding region runs from base 275 to 3271 and encodes 998 amino acids.